UUGAAGAGCCUGUGGACCUAUGGGACCUGCGCCCCCUGGAGGAAUUCCAGACACCCACUCCACCCUGAUGAAGAGGAAAUCACCGACAGGAGUCAGGGGACAAAGUCCUAUCAUACGGUGGAGGGGGAUGGGGACUCUGCAAAGGCUAGGCAGAAAGAAAAAGCCAGUGCCCACAGAAGCACCACUCAGAGCUAGUCUGCCAUGGAUGCCCUUGUCCGGCUCCUGCAGCUGCUGGUGCUGCUCCUAACCCUGCCCCUGCACCUCUUGGCAUUACUAGGCUGCUGGCAGCCCCUGUGCAAAACCUACUUCCCUUACCUGAUGGCCGUGCUGACUGUCAAGACCAACCGCAAAAUGGAGAGCAAGAAGCGGGAGCUCUUUGGCCAGAUUAAGGGACUUGCAGGGGUCUCUGGGAAGGUGGCCCUGCUGGAGCUGGGCUGUGGUACAGGAGCCAAUUUCCAGUUCUACCCACCAGGCUGCAGGAUCACCUGCCUGGACCCAAACCCUAAUUUUGAGAAGUUUCUGACAAAAAACAUGGCUGAGAACAAGCACCUCAAAUAUGAGCAGUUUGUGGUGGCUUCUGGAGAGGACAUGAGACAACUGGCUGAUGGCUCCAUGGAUGUGGUGGUCUGUACCCUGGUGCUGUGCUCUGUGAAGAGCCCAAAGAAAGUUCUACAGGAGGUCCAGAGAGUGCUGAGGCCGGGAGGAGUGUUCUUUUUCUGGGAGCAUGUGGCUGAGCCACGUGGAAGCUGGGCCUUCAUGUGGCAGCAAGUUUUUGAACCCACUUGGAAACACAUUGGGGAUGGUUGUUGCCUCACCCGAGAGACGUGGAAGGAUCUGGAGAGCGCCCAGUUCAGAGAACUCCAAAUGGAGCGACAACCUCCUCCCAUCAAGUGGUUACCCGUUGGGCCUCACAUCAUGGGAAAGGCUGUGAAAUAACCCUUCCC
Messenger RNA from Orycteropus afer afer, 944 nucleotides. RefSeq names its product methyltransferase like 7B (gene TMT1B). The record is from RefSeq and is a predicted model, not a curated record. NCBI's taxonomy places the organism in Eukaryota, Metazoa, Chordata, Mammalia, Tubulidentata, Orycteropodidae. Gene Ontology annotation, molecular function: S-adenosylmethionine-dependent methyltransferase activity.